CCCGGCGGACCAAUUUUGGUGGGCCCCGGUUGCCACCCGAAUCUUCCCACCGCCGGUACUCACUCGCCAUGGAGGAAGCGCUCCCCACCGCCGGAGGAGCUCGCCCGCGCCGAGCCCGUAGCCGGCGGAGGCCACGAGGCCGGCGUCUCGCUCGCGCGCUGCAGCCCUGCGUGGCCGGCGGCACUCUCCCGCAUGCUCGCGGAGCUUGGCCGCGCGGCGGGCUCGGCGCAGCCGGCGCCGUCCGCCCACGAGGCCGGCGGCUCGCUCGCGCGCUGCAGCCUCGCAGCCGGCGGUCCUCACCCGCAAGCUGCGGAGCGUGCCCACGCGUCCGGCGCGGCGCGGCCGGCGGCACUCUCCCGCACGCCGGCGGAGCUUGCCCGCGCGGCGGGCUCGGCGCAGCCGGCUGCGUCCGCCCGCGAGGCCGACGGCUCACUCGCGCGCUACAGCCCCACGCGGCCGGCGUCCCUCACCCGCCCGUUGCGGAGCUUGCCCACGCGGCCGGCGCGGCCAGCGGAGCUCGCCGACGCAGCCAGCUCGGCGUGGCACGCAGCGCUCCCCCGCACGCCGGCGGAGCUCGCCGACGCGGCCGGCUCGGAGCUCCCCCGCACGUGGCUGCCGGCAUCUCACGCUGCUCCUACCCAUGGUCGCGGCUGGCCCAAUUCGUUGCAACGGAGCUCGAUUCCACCAUACGGGACUUCGAUUCAAUCGCAGCGGAUGUCGAUUUGAGCUUGAAAUCUUGGCUUUGUCGAUUGAGGUCCAGAGGACCAUGUCUUCACCGCUGCGGCCAUCCACAACCAGCAAGCAAUUCCACCAUUUCUGCGUACUGCUGCUACUCCCAGGCAGCGCUUCCGCCAUGUUCGAGCUGACGACGGACUGGGAGCUCGCCGCUGCCGCCGGCGAGCCGCGGCAGGCAGGCCCAAGCGGGAUGGAGGCCGCUUCGAGGGAGAGGCGAUGGACACUGCUUGUGUUUGCAGAUUGGCAGCGGCAUGGCCACGCUUGCUGGGACUGUACAGAUUGUUUUGAGAGCUGUAAGGUCCAAAUGGCAUUGACUAGAAGAAACCUUACACGUGUACAUCACGCCUGUAAUUUUGAGAAUGCAAUGUACGCGUUGCUGCUUGUGUGUAGAGUUGCCGUUGCAU
Molecule: messenger RNA, 1139 nt
Organism: Panicum hallii
Lineage: Eukaryota; Viridiplantae; Streptophyta; Magnoliopsida; Poales; Poaceae
Product: translation initiation factor IF-2-like
Exons: 2
Coding region: 193-726 (177 amino acids)
Source: RefSeq, a predicted model, not a curated record